This is a messenger RNA of Sceloporus undulatus (fence lizard), 4131 nucleotides long. RefSeq names its product thrombospondin type 1 domain containing 1 (gene THSD1). The record is from RefSeq and is a predicted model, not a curated record. Gene Ontology annotation, cellular component: cell periphery. NCBI's taxonomy places the organism in Eukaryota, Metazoa, Chordata, Lepidosauria, Squamata, Phrynosomatidae. The coding region runs from base 353 to 2896 and encodes 847 amino acids. The transcript has 5 exons.
CCCUCCGCCUGGCGGUGCCUCAGAGACAGCUCCUUUUGCAGAGAUGCAGCAGCUGGGCAAGGCUACUUAGGCACCUCCUCGCCUUGGCUGCCCUGAAGGGUCACAACAACGACAGAGAGAGAAGAAACGAUCAACUCUCCUCCUCCAGGAAGGUUUGCACCACCCUGCUGCGUCCUCCAUCUCCCCAGCCCCCUGCUCCAUGAUGUCCUCCAUCCUGAACCUGACUGAGAAGCAUGGAUUUACAUUUCUAGGAGUGCAUCUUGAGCUUUGGGAAUUCUUGAAAUCACAGAAAAACUUUGGACCUGGAAUGUGAUAUGAGGAAUAGAAGGAGUUGGGAGCCUUUCUGAUCAGAAUGAAACAGAUGUUGAGAGAUUUUUCAAAUCUCUUGCUAGUUGUACUCUGUGACUAUGUUCUUGGAGCUGUGCAAUAUCUUCUUUUGGAGCAACCAACCCAUCUAGCUUUGAGCAAUGGCACAGUGUCACUUGGCUUCCAGAAUUAUGAUGGUGGUAAUGUGACAUUGAGAAAUAUCUCCAUCCUGCUCAUCGAUGCAAGCACCAACCAAACUGUUGCAGAAAAACAGCUUCUACAUAGCCAGUACCAAGAUAUUGUUGUCUUUGAGUGUUUUCAUUUUAAGAGAGCUGGGAAGUACUGGUUCAAAAUGGUUUCUGAAAUCAACAAUGGCUCUGAUUCCCAGUGGAAUGAAGAGACUAUCGCACUGAGUGUGAUGUGGCCUGUAUUUCACUUUGAUUUGAGACGGACCUCAGAAAGACUUGGAAGCUCCCUUCAACUCCAGCUGUUUACUGAUGAAUAUUUAUGUCCAUUGAAUAAUACGGUGCUUUCACUAGAAAUAAUACUGUCUAACAGUUUACACAGAUUAGGGACAUUGAUCUUGAAUGAGACUGUGGGAUUGAGAACUCGCAAAAAAAUUUCCCUCCUUAGAUCCCAGUGGGUGAAAUUUGACUGCCUGUCAUUUGGCCAAGAAGCAUAUGUGGUGGUGUUACUGAAAUCGCCAGUGACCAAUGCAAUCAUCGCUUCAGCAGAACCUGUAGAUCUUUUGCACAAAUUUGGCUACAAACUGGUUGUUGCAGCAGAAGAAGAAAUAUGUCAGUCUUCAAUCACAGUUUCUGUUAUUCCUCCUCCAUGCAUUUCUUCCAGUGGGCACAUUGCUGUGUUCAAAGAUCGUCUUGGGCCUUUGGGCCAAAGGGCAUUAAAGCUGCAUGAAAGCACCAUGAACCCAAAGGACAGCCAGGUAGAAUUCAACUGCACACUGUUCGACAAAGGCACAAACAAGUACUGUUUUGAAUUCAGGCAGUUGAACCAAGUCGAUUCCCAACCAAGAGCAAAAGAAUGCAGGGUAAUCCAGAGGAAUGUCGUAUCCUGGAGUCUUUGGCAGGCCUGGAGCCCAUGUAGUGUGACCUGUGGGGAUGGCAUCCGUGAGCGCUCGCGAGAGUGCCUCACAUCAAUCCCGACGAAGCUGGGCUGUGUGGGGAAACAUCGUGAACUGUCUCCAUGUUCUUUGGAGGAGUGCUGCACCACUGAGUCUGCACCCAUCACACCACAUCAUCCUAAAGAAGGCCAGAAAACUGCCAAUAAUCUGGUCACUGUCACUGGCAUAUCCUUGUGUUUAUCCAUCAUCUUUGCAACCAUCCUUAUCACCUUGUGGAGGAAACUUUGCAGAACCCAGAAGUGUAGCACCCCCAUGCGCUGUGACUCUUCCCAUUCGCCUGGCUUCCGGAAGAACUCCGAUGAAGAGAAUAUCUGUCAAGAGAGACAGCAGCAAGACAGCUUUUCUGAGGCAGAAGCCCUUUGUUCGUCUCUUGGGGAACCUUCUGAUAUGCCCUUGAAUUUCAGGAGAAGCCAUCAUUUUGCUCAAGAUGAAGGAGGAUCUUCCAUUAAUGAGAGCAAUGCUCAGAAGAUAAUUCCCCCCAUUUUCAGCUACCGCCUUGCACAACAGCAGCUAAAGGAAAUGAAGAAGAAGGGUCUUACAGAAACAACAAAGGUUUACCAUGUUUCUCAGAACCCUUUGAUGGACACGGUGAGCACAGAGAACCAGGAGGCUGCGGCUGUAAACAAGUUUAGGAUCAAGUCUCCUUUUUUGGAACAAGUACCUAGUUAUCCUGAAUUACCCAGCAACAGGUCCUGUUCCAAGAUGGAUUUUACAUUAUCAGCCACUGAACCCAUUUGGAGCCCUAGUCAGUUCCUAAUUAGAAGAGGUGCACCAAGAUAUCUGGACAACAAAGGAGAGCCAUCAGAGAGAGGAUACCCAAGAAAUUCACAAUUUAGAAGAACAGCUAGUUUUCAUGAAACUAGAAAGGCAAAGCCAUUCCGCAAAAGGAGCAUGUCAACUCUUACGCCAACCCAGACUCCACUUUACCACUGCAGAACUAGAAUGUGGGAUUGUGUUCCAGAAGAACAGCAUAAACCUAAAUCUAAAGGAGUUGGUCAGAAUACCAUUGAACUUGAGCUGUAUCGCUGUGCGCAUGUAACUUCUGAUGAGAUUAUGUGUGGGGCAAAGAAUCCCAAGUGGGAACCUCCAGAGGUGAAGCCACAUCCUCUCGGCAGCCGCCAACCUGUGUCUCAGAUGCUACAUGGGGCUGAUAGGACAGAGCAGAAGAGAAACAGGAGCAGCCCUUUUAUGAACUACAGGGACACCUGGGGGAGAGAACCUGCUAGGCUGGCUCCCAAGGAUUGUCAUCCAAAAGGAGGUGCUCUGAGCCCCACCCAGUACAGAAGGAGCAAGUGCCAAAGUUUCCCAUCCGAUCCCAAGUACAGCUUCUAUGACAACACUACUUUUGGAAUGACAGAAUCAGAACAGCAAAUGAUGGAUCUGCCUGGCUAUUUUGGAUCUAGUGAAGGUGAAAUAAGUACUUUAAGUAUUGAAAAUCUGGUGAUCUGAGGGUCUUGUGAUCUCAUUGUGACAAACCCUGAGGGCUGCGGUAGAACAUGGCAAAAGUGAUAGCAACAACAAAGAGCCCAUGGAUUUUAUUUCUUUUUUUAAAAAAGUUCAGUUUCAUCAUCAUAAAGGGGCAGGAGGCCCAACUGUUGCUGCAUGUCACAUUUCAACACCAGCUACUUGGGGUGGGGGGAUCAGAUGAUAUAGAAAUAAGCUGCGACUAAAUUAGUAUGCAUUGUAUGUAACUAUGACCCACUCAUAGUUUGGCUUUCAUGCCUCUGAAGCUCCCUCUGAGCUUUCUGAAAAAUAAAACUCUUGGGAAUUAACCCUACACAUUGUUUUGCAUUGACACAGCAGUGUAUAGGAUUCAGUUUUCAGAAUCCUAUUAGUAGUCUUACCAACUUCAUCAUCAUGGAGCUGAUGGUCAUUGUUGCAGCUGGUAUUCUGCCUUUUCUCCAGUUCUUCUUACAAGUGACUGACAAAGGUCUGUGGCAGUGAUGGCCAAGAGUGCCCCUCAGAUACUGUUGGACUAGAACUCUCCCCAUCCCCAAUCAGUGCAGCCAAUGGUGAAGAAUCCAGCACCAUCUGGAGGACCAUAGUUGCCCACGUGUCUUUGGCAUGAUGACAUCCAAAGGACUAUCUGAGCAGCUGGGAGCUCUGUGUUUGAUUAUGAAAAGUGUAGUAUGAGAUUACUGUAAUGGUGGGAAGUAAUGCACCUGGAUUACCUCAACUAGUGGAUGGGACUAAGCCAGCAAAUCAAUCAACGUGAAAAAUAAGGGUGGAUAAUCUGCGGAUUCCAGAUGCUUUGGACUACAACUCCCUUCUGUAGGUGAUCCUGGGAAGGACUUACAUAAUUUGUGUUCCAGGGGUUCCCCAUCCCAGCUCAUAUUAUUCCACCUGCAGUAAGGCUGGGGAACAUGUGGCCAGAUGUUCUUAUAUGGCAAUGCCUGCCAUCCCUUAGCACUGGCUGGAGAUUAUGGGAGCUGUAGUCCAUCCACGCUUGAGGGCCACAUAUUUCACAUCUUUGCCUACAGGAAAAGAAAUCAUUUUCAAACCUCAAGAAGCUACUAAUCCUGUGGCCAUUAUGUGCCUUCUAGUUGACUCAAUGGUGACCCUCUUGUAGGGUUUUCUUGGCAAGAUUUAUCCAAAGGAGGUUUGCUAUCGGCUUCCUCUUACGCUGAGAGUGUUUGGCUUAUUAGUUAUAAAUUUGUGUUCUUAUGGCUGAGUGCUGAGGAUCU